CACAGCCACACACUCACAUUUUACGCACAGCGGCAGAUCACCCAAGAAAGACAAAUUAGACGGACACGGUGGACGAAGACGCGUGUGAUGAGAAUUCAGCCUGGAUACAUGUGAUUAUUGAACUUUUCGGGCUAAAACAUGCUCGUUUUGAACGAAUAAGGACACUGUUCCUCUACUUUUACGCGCACCAAAACCAGCCAGGCGCUGCAGCAGCCACAGUGUGCGUGAAUACAACCCACCCUCCGGCUGUGUUUUCUGCGCCCCGCGGUAAGGAUGGAUACCCGGCUCUCUUUCCGCAGGUAUUCACUGCUGGCGCUCCUUUGCGCGGUGUGCACACGGAGCCCCGUGGCUGCUGCGGGAAGGAGCUGCUCCGAAACCCGGCAGGUGUACGCGGAGAUGGGCUACAGCACAGGCACCGCUCCGCUGACUCAAAUCUCCGGUGAACACCUGCGGCUCUGCCCUCAAGACUACACCUGCUGCUCCAGUCAGAUGGAGGAGACGCUGUCCUUCCAGAGCGAGAGGGACUUCCUCAAAGCCAACGAAGACAACAGCCAGUUUCUGCAGACCACCUUCACCCAGAGGCACCGCAGGUUUGAUGAGUUCUUCAGGGAGCUUAUAGACUUAUCAGAGAAGUCUAUGAACCAGAUGUUUACCAAGACCUAUGGUCGGCUCUUCACCCAGAAUGCACUUGUCUUCCAGGAGCUGUUUGUGGAGCUUCGCAGAUAUUAUUCUGGGGGCAGUAUUAGUUUGACAGAGGUCCUCUCAGAGUUCUGGUCCAGACUGGUGGAGCGGGUCUUCUCUCUGGUCAAUCCCCAGUAUCAGUUCAGUGAGGACUACUUGGAAUGUGUCAGCAAACACGCAGAACAGCUGCAGCCGUUUGGGGAUGUUCCUCGAAAACUGCGUGUUCAGGUGUCGAGAGCUUUCAUCGCAGCCAGAGCCUUAACUCAGGGUUUGGCUACUGGUCGAGAUAUCGUUAACAAAGCAACAAAGCUGACUGCAGAUUCAGAGUGUGUUCGCGGCCUGAUGCGUCAGUGGUACUGCCCGCUGUGCCGAGGUCUGCCCUCCCUGCCUCCCUGCCACUCCCUAUGCCUCAACGUGAUGAAGGGCUGCUUAGCCAAUCAGGCUGACCUGGACACAGAAUGGAACAAUUUCAUUGACGCAUUGUACCAGGUUUCAGAGAAGUUGGAAGGGCCAUUCAACAUGGAGCUUGCAGCCGACUCCAUCGCCGUCAAAGUGUCAGAGGCCAUCAUGCACAUGCAGGAAAACAGCGUCAGCAUCUCCACCAAGGUCUUCCAGGGCUGUGGAAGCCCCAGGCCAGUUCGGGCUAAACGCUCUACAAAGGAGUUAGGGAACAACAGGAGGCCCUUUCGCACGUACAGCCCUGAGGAGAAACCUACCACCGCUGCUGGCACCAACCUGGAUCGAUUGGUUACCGAGCUGAAGGAACGACUGCGGCCCAUGCAGGGCUUCUGGGUGUCCCUCCCACACACCAUCUGCAACGAUGAGAAGCUGGCUGCUGACGUCACGAAUGAAGACCGCUGUUGGAAUGGACAAACCCGGGGGAGGUACCUCCCGGAUGUGACAGGCAAUGGGCUAGUCAGUCAGAUCAAUAACCCUGAGGUGGAAGUGGAUGUUGCACGGCCAGACGUGAGGACCAGACAGCUAAUCAUGGAGCUCAGGGUGGUGACCAACAAACUAAGACAUGCUCAGAGUGGACAAGACAUAGACUUCAUGGACAGUGAGGAAGGCAGUGGUUCAGGGGGUGCAGAUAAUGGUGAAAGGUAUAGCGAUGACUGGCCAGGCUAUGGGCCUUACUCACCACCUUACAACAAGCCUCCACGUAAAGUCUCCUCUAACCCUGCAAAGCCGCCUCGUGUCCGAGAAAGAAAUGGACACAGAAAUAACGACCAAGGCCGGGCUCGGUCUGCUACCAGUCAGAUCACAUUCUCUGUGGUUCCUUUGUUGUCUUUGCCUUUUGUCGUUACUGUUGCCCCCUUGUGGAGAUAGCUGGAUAUUACAAUAUGAAGUUGAUGUUCGGUGUUUAGGCCAGAGAAGCACAUUGUGAAAACAAUUUGAUUCAAUUUGGGAACACCAGCAGAAACAAAUUAAACAUUUUGGAAAUUAGCAGUAAUCAAAAACAUCUUAAAUGGCACAAAGUAUCUUUUUCCCCCCUAACUGCAAAGCCAGAAAAAUUCAAUCGCCAGCCUUAAUGUAUUGUUCUUGUCAAACAGUGGUGAAUUUUUAAUUCUUACUAGCAUCUUUUGGUGCCAUUUUUUUGCAGUAUUUGGCUUACUGGGAUCUCACCGUGCUGUGCUGCUGGACAAUAGGAUUAAACAGUCUGCAUGUUUAAAAAAAAUGCUGCCGCAAAUAAAUUGGAAGCACGCUUGGGAGCUGGAGCUGGUGUUUUCAUGGUUCAGUGAUCCGUGAGAUGGAGAUCAGCUGUGCCAGUAAUAACACUCUUGAUGUGAACAGCUGGCAGCUUUUAUUUUUAAACGGAUUUAAUUAAUUUAUUGAUUUCAGUUUCUGUCCCGUUUUUGUUCAUGUCUUGGAUAGAGUAAGAUUUAAUAAUGCUGGCUUGAAAAG
Molecule: messenger RNA, 2583 nt
Organism: Thalassophryne amazonica
Lineage: Eukaryota; Metazoa; Chordata; Actinopteri; Batrachoidiformes; Batrachoididae
Gene: gpc2
Product: glypican 2
Exons: 11
Coding region: 274-2007 (577 amino acids)
Biological process (GO): smoothened signaling pathway; cell migration; regulation of protein localization to membrane
Cellular component (GO): cell surface; synapse; extracellular region
Source: RefSeq, a predicted model, not a curated record